AUGCAGCCAGUGGCGGGGCCCUCCAACACGUCUAGCACCGCGCAACCGCAUCCGCCACCGGCAUCGGGAAGUCACCAGAUUACCCGGAAACGUGUGAUCUAUAGCUGUCAAACAUGUCGGCGACGUAAAGUCAAAUGCGACAAGAUACUUCCAGUAUGCGGCAACUGCGCGAAAAACAGUACCGAGUGUGUCUACGACGCCGAACCCCAGCAAGAUGACACACGGUCCAGCCGUGCCCGUCGAGCGAAUAGAACCAAACGGCGAAGACAGAUUCAAGAUCAAAAUGCAGAUGAGCACACCCAUAACAACUCGAUGCCGGCGUCAUUAUCAAAUGUCCAGAAAACAGACUUAAGCGCAGUUGAAGCCCAUCUGGCUCAACUUGUAUCGCUCGUUGACCGGUUAAAGAAGGAUAACCGGGCCCACGAAUCAACGGAGGCGCAAGCGCUUGCCUUGAACACCAGCGCGGAAACCGCGAUUAUCGGAGAGGGCAAUUCUACUACCAAACCACUCGUUGGGCGGCCAGAAAGUCCGUUGAGUGCCCCUGCUGAUUGUAGCAGCGAUGAUUUCCCCAUCCCGAACGGUCAAACUACAGAUCUCGUUGAUCCACUGGGGACUUCAAACUUGGGCCACAUGUCCUUGGGGGAUGGUGGAAGUUCAAGAUAUGUUGGAACGACGUAUUGGGCUUACAUUUCCCAUGAAAUGGACGAGCUCAAUCAAUUGCUUGGAAACCAGAAUCGAUCGCAUGAUUUAGCAGCAGGUAGCGACCAUACUCCAGCAGAUUCGGUUUCUAGCGAGCGAAGACAGCGGAAAGAAUCAAUAAGCAGUCAAACCACCAGCCAAACCACGCGCUCUCCGUUUCCGCUCGGCUUUUCGGGGCCCAUCCAGAAGGCUGUUUGCAUCCCACCGGGUCAUUUCUCAGUGAAUGAUAAAGCGGUGGAGGCAGACAUGCUGAAGCAUGUUCCGACAAAAUGGCAAAGUGACAUCCUUUACAAGGGUUUCAUGUCUGGUGUCCACUCACUCAGUCCUAUGAUCCAUCCUCCGAUGAUCCUAAAACUCUACAAUGCCUUUUGGGACUGGUACGACGUCAAAAGUUAUGCGGGGGAGCCGUGUCCAACUCCUUCUUUCAUUCCACUCCUAUACGCAAUAUGGUUUGGAGGUUCAGUUUCGAUUUCCAUGAGAACAAUGGAAACAGAGUUCAAUACUUCGUCACGAGCCAUCCUUUCGACAAAGUAUAGCGACGAGGUUACUUGUUGGUUGGCUAAAAUCUCAUUCCCCCACAGCGUCACACUUCACGGUCUGGCGGCCUAUCUUAUUGCGCAAACAAUCCUGUCAAGAGAGGAAGAACCUCUGGCAAGUAGUUUGUUUGUCAGUUUAGCAGUGAGAGUAGCGCAGACUUUAGGAUUACAUCGGGAUCCCUCUCAUUUUAAUAUUGACCCCUGGGAGGCAGAGUUCCGACGCCGAUUAUGGUGGCAUAUCAUGCAUAUGGAUGGCUGGGCUCCCCCAUUGCUCACUGAUGACACUUACUGGGAUGCUCGGGAGACGAGCGAGGUUAAGGAUACCUUGUUGGGUACUCCCGAAGCAAAGCAGUAUGAAGAAGCGGUUUCCUGCGGCCAGCGGCCACCUGAUAAUCCAGACGAUCCGACUAUCUGUGGUGGGCCGUCGAUGGUGAACGUGUAUUAUUUGUCCGCAAAGGGCAAAUGCAUAAUGGCUAAGUCUGUUCGUAGAAUCCUAAAGAUCCAGCUAGGCACGAAGCCUUUAACAAGAGGCGAUAUGGUUGAGCUCCGUUCUGUUCUUCAUGAUCUGCAGGUCAAACUCAACUCCAUCAUAAACCGAAUCCCAGAGACAACUGCAACUGAAAAGUCAGCAGCGUCCUCAAGGCGAUCUCCUCGUUCCGCCGCGGAGGAACUUCCUAUUGAAGGUUCAUCUGGCUGCCCUGAGCAAUACCAUUCAGUAGUCCUCGUCUCGUUUCAUAAAUGGGCCAGGAUUAUUUUAUCGCUAUUCAUUGAUAAGGCAUUUUGUGUUGCAUAUCAACCAUUCCUCAGGAAUCCUCGAAGUCGAAUCUGGCCCGUAGCGCGGCAAAGUGCACUACGCCAUUGUUACGCUUUCAUGGAGAAGUUCAUUCGAUUGGCGACGGAUCCCGAUUUUCAACCGUUUCAAUGGGGUUGGCCAGGGAUUAUUCUUAUCGACUUGUACGAACGACCAUUUAGCCCUGAGGCCUCCGUGUCUCGCGGAUUCAUUGAUCAAAUCAUGUCACUCUCUGGACCCGACGGGGGCGUUGUAAGUGGCGGAGAUGACAUUUUCACACAACGUCCGUUGAGGAAUGGGGGCCGUGAGGCCUGGGAUAUGAUCCGUCGUUUGCGCCAAAAGGCCUGGCAGAAAGCUGGCCUGAACCCACAAUUGCCGCGUAUGGGACAAGAUUGGUCAACAGAGUCCGGCUUUGCAAAUACACCUUACUUCAAAUUCCUAUCAUCCGCAAUGGCGACCGAACCUACUACGAACGCAGCAGUGACUGCCACCCUUUCAUCAUGCGACAAAGUGUUUGCUCCCGACUUAGCUUAUGCUCGUUCCUCUGCUGCCACUAUCCCGACUCAACAAUCUGUCGUCAACUCUCCUUCGGUCGACUUCAUGAAUGCCGCCCAUCCGAACAUGAUGCCCGCGCCUGAGCAUCCUGCUCCCUUCAUGAUUGAUCCCAGCCUCAAUUUCGACUGGGGUGAAUGGGACAAUAUCUUCGGGCAAUCUUUGCCCGUCGCGGAUGAGCUUAUGGAACUUGAUCAAGUCACGGGACUUGCAUUUGCGGACUUGGAAAAUGGUGCUUCAUGA
Penicillium coprophilum is the source of this 2820-nucleotide messenger RNA. RefSeq lists its product as uncharacterized. The coding region runs from base 1 to 2820 and encodes 939 amino acids. NCBI's taxonomy places the organism in Eukaryota, Fungi, Ascomycota, Eurotiomycetes, Eurotiales, Aspergillaceae. The transcript has 8 exons. Gene Ontology annotation, molecular function: DNA binding; zinc ion binding; DNA-binding transcription factor activity, RNA polymerase II-specific. The record is from RefSeq and is a predicted model, not a curated record. Gene Ontology annotation, biological process: regulation of DNA-templated transcription; DNA-templated transcription.